AUGGAUCCUGUCUUCGCUAUGGAGCAGUCCCUGCUGUCUCACCAGCGCCAGAUAAAGAACGCUAUCGCCCCAGGAGACUCACCUAUACAGAAAUUCUAUGAAGACAGUGUUAUAUUCAUAACUGGAGGUUCCGGUUUUCUCGGGAAACUCCUUAUCGAGAAACUUUUAAGAACUUGUGCACUCAGUAAAAUGUAUCUGUUAUUAAGAAGCAAAAAGGACAAACGGCCGAAUGAAAGACUCGUAGAAGCUUUAAAAGAUCCGUUAUUCGACGAGCUACGCAAGGAGAAACCAAAUUUUGCGGACAAAAUAUCUGUAAUACAAGGAGACGUCAGCGAAAUCAGAUUGGGAAUGAGUGAUGAAGAUUGGAAUACACUCAGCAAUCAAGUGCACGUCAUUUUCCAUAUUGCAGCGACCGUCAAAUUCGAUGAACAGAUAAAAACUGCGUUGCUAAUUAACGCACGCGGCACCCGAGAAGCUUUGCGUCUAGCCACUGACUGUAAGGACCUCCGAUCAUUCGUCUACGUGUCCACAGCAUACACACACGCAACUUGCGACCGUAUUGGUACGUCGGUACUAGAACGGUUCAAUGAAAGUCCAGCGCCGGCUAAUGCAAUGAUACAAAUGGCCGAGACCAUGUCUCAUGAGAAGUUGGAUGCUAUGACACCAUCGCUUAUCGGCAAGUGGCCCAACACCUACUCAUUUUCAAAGGCCGUUUCCGAGGAAAUUGUUCGCAUAAUGGGCGUGAAUCUGCCAGUUUGUGUAGUCAGACCAGCAAUUGUUAUAUCUACUUACCGAGAUCCCAUUCCUGGUUGGCUGGAUAUGAGCUGUGCAUAUGGACCAAGCGGUAUGAUAAUAGGGACAGCCCUCGGCAUCUCACAUAUAACGUACGGCGACAAAAAUAUUAAACUGGAUAUAGUGCCAGCCGACAUGGUGAACAACGCGACUAUUGUUGCCGCGUAUGAGACUGCCAGAAGACAGGAUAUAAAGACGACAAAGAUUUACACUGUGAGCAGCUCCAGAAAUCCCAUUUUAUUUGGUGAGCUAACGAAUAACCUUGUAAAUGCAGGGAAAAAAGUUGCCACAACGAAAGCUGUGUGGUACUGUUUCACUAACGAUGUUAAACAUAAGUUUCUAUAUAUUUUGUUGAGUUGGUUCCUACACUUCAUUCCUGCAUACAUUGUAGAUGGUGUGUGUCUGUUAAUCGGAAAGCCUCGCAUGUUCGUGAAGAUUUAUAAAAAAGUGAAAAAAAUGGGUUUAGCACUUGGUUACUUUACAACGCGCGACUGGAUUUUCAAAGACGACAAUUUGCGUGAAUUGUACCAAAGUAUUUCACCAAUUGACCAGCAAAUAUUUAACUUUGAUAUAAUGUCAAUAGACUGGAAAGAGAAUUCGAGCUUUUGGGCUGCUGGCUCAUUGAGGUAUCUCCUUAAAGACGACCUCAAAAACAAUGACCGUGCGUUAAGGAAACAAUCGAUGUUCAGAAUUUUACAUUACAUUGUAUCAGUACUAUAUCUAUUCGUUCUAUGGAAAUUAUUUAAACUUUGUAUCGAUACACUAUUAAAUAUGUUACUGUGA
This is a messenger RNA of Parnassius mnemosyne (clouded apollo), 1575 nucleotides long. Lineage: Eukaryota; Metazoa; Arthropoda; Insecta; Lepidoptera; Papilionidae. The record is from the annotation of a GenBank genome assembly.